This is a messenger RNA of Arachis duranensis, 1833 nucleotides long. Its product is annotated as F-box/LRR-repeat protein At2g29930. The record is from RefSeq and is a predicted model, not a curated record. The transcript has 4 exons. Bases 103 to 1569 code for a protein of 488 amino acids. Lineage: Eukaryota; Viridiplantae; Streptophyta; Magnoliopsida; Fabales; Fabaceae. Gene Ontology annotation, molecular function: protein binding.
UUUUCAAUUCGUGUUGGUAAAUGGUAAUUACCAGUUGAUAUAUUGGUACAUCGUGCAACACUGCUAGUGGAGAAAGGGGUCGCCGGUGCAGCUAUUUGAAGCAUGGGUCGUAAAAAGAAGAGCGAGAAGCAGAGAAAGGGAGAGGGAAACAGCUAUGAGAGUGGCAUGGUCAUGAACAUAUGUGAUCUUCCUGACCCAAUUCUCUAUCAUAUCUUAUCCUCUCUUCCUACAAAAGAUGCAAUUCGAACAAGUGUACUUUCCAAAAUGUGGGAGCAUCUAUGGAAGAAUAUAUCCAAGAUUGAGUUGAGAGAGAAUUAUCACAGUUAUCCCGAACAACCUGAACCUGUAAAAAGACAGAAAUUCAUGGACUUUGCGACCAAAUUGCUCAGAGAUUGUGAUUGCUCGAAUCUUAAAAAGUUUGAUCUGAUAUGUAGUGUAGAUGAGAAUGCUUCUCAGGUUAAUCAGUGGCUAUGUGGUUUCAUCAACCCUGAGAUUGAAGAAUUAUCUCUUCACUUUGAAGAUAUUUGGGAACCUUUGGUCUUCCCUGACCACCUGUUUACCUGUGCAACACUGACACAAUUUGAUUUGCGUAUGAAGCAUAUUUUCAAGCUUCCUUCUUCCAUUCAUUUUCAAUCCCUUCGGAUGUUGAGGUUGGUUAGUGUUAUAUUCCCUGAUAGUUCUUCAACGCAAAAUCUUUUCUCUGGUUGCCCAGCCUUGGAGGAGUUGGCCCUAAUUUAUUGCAAUUUGAAGAAUGUCAAGGCGUUUUUUAUUUCUUCUCCCUUGCUUCAAACAAUUGAUAUAGUAGAUAAGGAAGAUGAGGAAGAUGAUGGUCUGAAUGUUUCAAAGAAAGUAGUGAUCUUCGGAACAAAUUUGACGUCAUUUAAUUAUUCUGGUGACUUCCCGAAUGAAUAUUCAUUAUGUGAUUCAGCCUCAGUGAUUAACGCAUCUAUUAUGGUUCAAGUACCUCCUUCUCCCAAUUGUUGGGAUGACGAAUGCAUGAUUUACAGUCGACUGUUGGAUUUAGGCCGUUUCGUGUUCAAACUUCUCAGAGAACUCCCAAAUCUGGAGUGGCUUACCAUCUCUGACGACUUUGUUUUGGCUCUCAGCAGAACAAGAUUACUACUUAAAUAUCUGCCUUUUUUUCCUAAUUUGGUUGAACUAAAUUUCUCCUCAAUCGACGAGUCCAUAGAUUUGUCCUACCCAGGAUUAUUGGCCAUGUUCCAUAACUCGCCCAAUCUCGAGGUUAUUAGAUUUGUGAAAGGGGUGUUUCUACCUAAAGAUGAUGCAACAUGCAUAUUGGAUUGCAUACCUAUGUGCUUUAGUACUGACCUUAAGUUAAUUGAGAUCUCUGGCUUUGAUGGGGAAGAAGAAGAGUUAUUUGCAAUAAAAGUUUUGUUGCAAUCUGCAUCAGUAUUGAGUAAACUUAUUAUCCGCAGUUAUUUCUUUCGGUAUAACGGGGACGAUAUUGAUAGAGGAGAGAGGUUAGAUAAGUUGCACCAGCAGAUCUUAAGGUAUCCUAGGAGGUCAAUGGAUUGCGAGAUAGAUGUUGAGCAUAUUGUAAUCGGGUGAAGAUGGAAAGAAUGGAGCCAAGAUAGUGAUUUGUUUGAAUUGUUGAGAUAUCAAACUUUAUGGCUUAUGUUUUGAUACAGCUAUAGAAUUUGCCGAUUGCCUUUUUGUUGUAGUUUUAGAAUUUACUCAUUGCCUUUCUAAUUUGUGUUUGUGAACAUUGAAACGCAACCACGAAUUUUGUUUCGCUCUAACUUAUUCUAUUGACAGAUAUAAGGUUGGAAGAAUUGCUUAAUUUCAUGUUAAAGUAGUUUUAUUACUGAUGUA